Molecule: messenger RNA, 1585 nt
Organism: Zingiber officinale
Lineage: Eukaryota; Viridiplantae; Streptophyta; Magnoliopsida; Zingiberales; Zingiberaceae
Product: thioredoxin-like protein CXXS1
Exons: 4
Coding region: 961-1377 (138 amino acids)
Source: RefSeq, a predicted model, not a curated record
GCGGCUUCAAGCACUGGACGCCGUCGCUCUCGGCGAUCUCUGAGCAGGGAUCUACCGCGGCGGAGGUGGCGGGGAUCGAUACCAAGGCCAAGGCCUCCGUCUCUCGUCGGGUUCCUCCUCGUUCUCAGAGCGAGGACAACCGGUACAUGGAUGUUUCUUCAGUUGUUUCUGCAAUUUGUCCCACUGCAUAUUUGUUCUAGUACCUAAGUCAAUGUACAUAUAUGAUCAUAAAGAGCAUGCAUGUCUUCUUGCUUCUGGUGUUCUAGGGAUCAGACUUAUGUGUAUUUUUGUCCAUUCUCUUGGCAAUACGAGUUUCUACUGAAUUGUGUAGACAUUGGAACAUCACCAAUUGAAGUCCUGUUCAAGUCUGUUCCAUAUGCAACAUGUAAAAAAAUUGUUAAUUGGGACAUCACCAAUUUGAAGUCCUGUUCAAGUCUGUUCCAUAUGCAACAUGUAAAAAAAUUGUUAAUUGGGCUUGUUCAUUCUAUAGACACAACUCUAAGACUAUUUUAAAUUAAAAAUUAAACUGGAUAAAUCCAAGACCAAGUAAUUGGUUCUUACUCUAUCUAAACAAUAUCAAUUUAUAAAGAUUACUUAUAGCAUAUGAUAACUUAUUCUAGAAAUAAUAAUAAAUUGCUUUUCUUUACAAGGUGCUAGUUGCUUCCAGUUGUUUCUUAAUAUUAUAAUUUAUAAAACAGCCAAAAGACAGACUUCAUUACCAUAUUUAUUAAUCCACAAUGAGCCUUAGAUUUCCCAAACAAUUAUAAUUCAUGAAUGAAAUCAUGCUGAAUAAUGCAAAACUUCCAUAGCCAUGAUCAUGGAUAUGAACAAGCUCUGUUGUGGCCCCUCUUGAUCUUUUAUUGGACCACCUGCCUUCCAUCUCCACACCCCUUUCCUAGCAUCAAAUCUUCUCCCCAUCUCUAUAAAUUCCCAUCCCGACUCUGGUGAACAAAUCAGCUCAUGAGCUUGUGGUGGGUCAUGGAAGGCCAGAAGCAGCAGCAGCAGCAGCAUUCCAAGUCUAGGGUUGUGAAGGUGAACUCAGAGGAGUCAUGGAACAUGUUCAUCACCCAAGCCAAGAACCAAGGCUGCCCUGUUUUUGUCCACUUUGGUGCCUCAUGGUGUGUUCCAUCUCUUGCCAUGAAUGCAUUCUUUGAGGAGCUAGCCAUGACUUAUCAGGACAUCCUCUUCAUCUUGGUGGACGUUGACGAAGCCAAGGAGGUGGCUUCCAAGAUGGAGGUGAAGGCAAUGCCAACAUUUGUUCUGAUGAGAGAUGAUGGCACAGUGAUGGACAAGGUUGUUGGGGCAAAUCCGGAGGAGAUCAAGAAGAGGGUUGAUGGCUUUGUCCAAUCAUUUCUCAGCCCAAAAAUUAUUGGAUGAAAGAGAAGAGAAAAUUUUAGAAAAAAAAAGUUUAACAAUAAGACUUGUUUCUUGUCAGUAUGUGAUAAUUGUUUGGCUGUGUUAUGCUGUAAUUAUAGUGUAGAAUGUUGUGAGUUUGUCACAGGUGUUUAUUCCUAUCCAUAUCUGAUGUGUAUUAUAUAUAUAUUUUCAUAAUUAUCCUAAAAUUACUUGUUUAAUUAUUGUUCUA